AUGACUCAGUGGCCAACGACUUCUUUUGCUGGGAAUGCGCGGAGCGGCGACGAGCUUAAGAAGUCUCACGUUGUGGACACGCUUGGGGCGUUGAAGGUUGAGCCAUGGUUGACAGCGCACGCAGAUCCAUCAAGAUGGGUUCUCCUUGCUGUGAGUUGUGGUGCAAACAUUGCAGAUUAUGUGGCUCAGAAAGCUGUAGAGGCGGGCAGGCUUCUGGAUCCUGUCGAAGUGGUUGCUCAGGUCCUUAUGACCCAUUCUUCAUUGGAAGUGUCCCCCACACAUUCUGAGAUAAAGUUAGCAAAUUCCUACUUCUAUGACAAGGCUAUGUGCACACUUGCAUGGAAAUUAUUCUUACCAGAUGAAGAGUUUAGUCUGGACCACCCAGCUGCCAACCCUCUUAUCCCAGGACGGGGGCCUCCUUUGAAGCUCAUGCCUCCAACAUUAACAGUAGUGGCAUAACAUGAUUGGAUGUGAGAUCGAGCCAUUGCUUACUCAGAGGAGUUACGGAAGGUAAAUGUUGACGCUCCUGUUCUUGAGUACAAGGAUGCAGUUCAUGAAUUCGCGACCCUUGACAUGCUUCUCAAGACUCCACUGGCUCAAGCCUGUGCCGAGGACAUUGCCAUCUGGGUCAAUAAAUAUAUUUCACUUCAAGGUCACAAGUUCUCUUAUUAAGUAGGAUACCAGAAAAUUGAGGUUUACAUUACAGAAAGAUGAUCAUUUUCCUGUGAGCCUGUUCUGUCAGAAGAUGAGCUCGUGAUAUCAUACAACGCUUCCACUACUUGGGAUUAUGAUAUCUUGCUUGGGUUAUAUAUGGCUCCUAAAGCUGCUGGGUGGUUAUUAGUUUCAGGUUUAUUCCUUUUCCUCCUCUUCUUUUUGUAAGAUAAACUGUCUGAGGGUAGGAUCUAGUUCAACAAACGAACGCCACAUUUGUACAUUCUUGUCAAAAUUUUCCUGUGAAUUACGAUGUACUGUCGCUAUCAAUAGAUUUCAAUAGUUCAAUGCAAUGAAUAUUAUGAAAUGCCCUCUCUUGCUGUGUACUUGUGUUUUGGAGACAUCACUGGAUCAAGCUGUUGAUGAUGCCCGAUUAAUUAUCAAACACCCCCCAUUUUCUUGUGUGAGCAUUUGUUGCACCUUGGAUUGUUCAAAUUGAAAGAGACUUUCCCAUAUAGGAUAUCAGCAAGCAGACAGUGACACCGCCUAGGCUAAAAAGAGUUUUGGACUACCAAUAAUUCCAAAGUACAAUACAAAACUUCAUUUUUUUUUUUUUUAUCCUUAUACGGUUUCAGCCUGGGAGAGCUUUGAUGAGAGUUCCCACUUCAAUUAUAAAUAUCCAAUGUCAUUCAGAUUGGGUCCCUGGGGCUUGUGUCUAAACCUUUAAGCAGUUCCUCUUUGUGGUUCCUCCACUUAUUGAAUAACCCUUGGGAACCACAGAAGAGGCUGAAGAUGACCUUGGAGUGAAUAUACGGAUGAUUCUCUCGCAAGAAACAUCUGGGUCUCUCUUCCUUGCUCAUGCUCAACGAGAUGAAGCCAGUUUAGCCAAUGCACCCCAAUGCUGGAAGCACUUGAGGGAGGGAGUUCAAAUGGUGACUUUAGGCUAUGGCACUUGGUCUACCUGGCAGCCAGCGCGGUGUUCAGGCUCGUGUGUUGCAAUCUACCAGGCCUGGCCUGUGGCUAGCACACGGUGAAAACUCACAGGCUCGUCGACUGUGAAAAGCCGCUUUGUUUAUCUUCAACUUCAAGCAUAUGCAGAUCACUACUACUCUUGUUCUUGAAGGCGAUCCUUUAGUCACCUCGCAUGACAAUAACCAGGAAGAUCAUGACCUGGAAUCUUACUGGGAGUUACCUACUUUCCUAUAAAAAAAAAGAGGCACGAAAACUAUAUUACUGCAAUUUUAAGCAACCCCAUGAAAUUUUAAGGGUAGCAGGCUUGUUCCAGUAAUACAUUUGCUGGGUAAGGUUUCAGUGUGGUGUUGUUCAUCUAGGUUGUAUCAAAUUGUAUGUUUAUUUUAUGUGAGUUAUUUUUUAAAAA
Messenger RNA from Juglans microcarpa x Juglans regia, 2029 nucleotides. RefSeq names its product probable carboxylesterase 11. Gene Ontology annotation, molecular function: hydrolase activity. Bases 1 to 459 code for a protein of 152 amino acids. Lineage: Eukaryota; Viridiplantae; Streptophyta; Magnoliopsida; Fagales; Juglandaceae. The record is from RefSeq and is a predicted model, not a curated record. The transcript has 3 exons.